CUGAGUUCCUAUGGAUUGGUGGAGCUCUUGGUAAGCUCCUCGGCCACAUUUACUCCCAGAUCAUGUUUUGGUCAGUCUAGAUGUGCUAUCGACGAGGACAUAUAAACCACAGGCAUCGAUCACCUCAACAGAUUAUGUUGUAUUUUGUUUGCAACUGUGAAUUUAGCGGAUUCAGAAGUUGUUAGGCUGGUCCGGCUACUUGGCAAGCUUGAGUCGGCGAGUUUUUGCUUAAUAUAACCAUGGCUGAUGCGAACGACGGAGAGAGGACGGAUGAAAACGAGUUCAAGGGGGCUACAGGUGGUGAAGAUGUCAUGGAUGAUGUGAUCAUUGAGCAAAGUGCAGUUCUACUAAGAGGGUAUGUUAUUGAGCGCGCUACUGUAGAAGAACCAGGCAUGCAUAUUAGCCAUGAGGAACUUGGAGGAAGACCUCAGGAAGCAGAUGAUCCUCAAAUCAAAGAGGUUGUAGAUCAACUUUUGAGGAUAGCAGAUGAACUUAACAGGAAUGCUGAGCUUCAACAUCUCAUUAACACUGUGGAGGCUAACUGCGCUCAGGAUGUCUUCAUGACAGUGGCCAGGAGCAUCUUUGAAGAUGGCAUUAACUGGGGACGUGUGGUGGCUCUGUUUCACCUCGCAUAUAGGCUUAUUUACAAGGCACUGACUCAGAACCACUUGGAUAUUGUCAAGAGGAUCAUUAGCUGGGUUUUACAGUUUAUCAGGGAAAACAUUUCUGCCUGGAUCAGACAGCAAGGAGGAUGGCAAGGUGUUAGCCAUAGGAUGUCAAGAUGGCGCACUGUGUCCUGCAUCGCUGCGGUGGCGUUCAUCGUAGCUGCCGUUUACUGGAGAAGAACUCGCUAAGAACAAAUGAAAGUCAUGACGUGCCAGUUUGCGAAACUCGUGUCAAAAGCAAUACAAUGUGUAAUCAUGAGAACCAAUCAUGUGGCAUAUAGCUUUGCUAUGUAAAUGACGGUUUAAAGGCUUAAAGUCGUGUAACUGGUAAAGGAAACAGCCACUGCGAUACAGUAAUCCUUUAUUUGAUUUUUUUUUUUUUUUAGGUGCAAAAAAAAAUGCAAUCGAGUGAAGGAACAACUUUCACCUUGAUUUAUUUAUUUGCAGGGAUGUGUUGCUUUACGUAAAGAUUUUUAAAGACACCGCACUUUUCUCCAUCAGUGCCUUUUAACUGUAAGGAGUUUUACAGUUUUACAUAUCAACUUUUUAAUGUGCCACGAGAUUUACCAGCCCUACCUCCAAUCAGCUAAAUAUCUUGGACCAAAUGUUUACUGUCAAGUUUUUAAAUGAUCUUAUAGGGCAUACAAAAGUAGUCAAAUGCAAUAUAUUAGACCUGCUUAAAAAGGUUAAACCACAAUACAUUUAUAUUAUGCAGUUGAAUAAAUGACUGAAAAGGAUAAAACGUAAUGAAUAUGAACACUUCUUGCAUACCUUGAAAUAAAAAUGAUGAAAUACUGUUUCUUAUAUACUGUGUUUUAUUUUAUUACAGUAUACAGUGUAUGUAUGCAUGUAUGUGUGUGUAUAUAUAUAUAUAUAUAUAUAUAUAUAACCUGCUGAAAAAAAAGGUACGAAUAAAAUCAGGGUUACAGUGCGGCAUUUACAAUUAAUAAACUUAAACAUUUGUAAUAAUAAUAAAAUAAUGGUUUGAUGUAAGGAAUACACAGCACAUGUGUAGCCUCAUGGAGUUCAUCACAUUAACCAUGGACAAGUGUCCAAAUAAGUCUUCAUUUUGAACAUCGUAUCCAUUGGUUUAGCAUCUGAAACCCAUCAAAUGUAUUUCUAAAAUGUUGAAUAGAAAAAUAGAAAUGUUUUGUUUGAAGCAUAAUUGUGCAAUCUGUCUUUAAAAUAAA
Molecule: messenger RNA, 1855 nt
Organism: Xyrauchen texanus (razorback sucker)
Lineage: Eukaryota; Metazoa; Chordata; Actinopteri; Cypriniformes; Catostomidae
Exons: 6
Coding region: 240-854 (204 amino acids)
Biological process (GO): release of cytochrome c from mitochondria; extrinsic apoptotic signaling pathway in absence of ligand; mitochondrial fusion
Cellular component (GO): mitochondrial outer membrane
Molecular function (GO): protein homodimerization activity; channel activity; protein heterodimerization activity
Source: RefSeq, a predicted model, not a curated record